Molecule: messenger RNA, 1804 nt
Organism: Bufo bufo (common toad)
Lineage: Eukaryota; Metazoa; Chordata; Amphibia; Anura; Bufonidae
Gene: GLRX2
Product: glutaredoxin 2
Exons: 5
Coding region: 204-677 (157 amino acids)
Source: RefSeq, a predicted model, not a curated record
GUGACGUUGGAAGCCUGAAUCAUUAGAGUUAGAAUUACGUAUAUUAUCUUCAUUACCACAGCGCAUGGGAUGUAGGUAUUUCCCCGCUAGUACAUGCCAGGCUGCUUCAAAACACGUGUCUUUAGCUUUUCACGUGACCUUGUGACGUCACAAGCUCCUUGCGCCGCACGGAGUUAACAGCCAGCCGUGAGUCAGUGAAUGAGAUGCUGCAGUUUUCUGUCCUGUACGGCGGAGUGUUCAGGAAAGUGUGUUCAUUGCCACUUAGAAAAGGUACUUGCCAUCCUUUGUCAAAGAGAUUAACCGCUUCAUUAGCAAGAAUGGGAAACUUCUUCUCAAACUCCACAGAUUUGCCACAAUUGGAAGCUCUAAAAAUGGUAGAGGACACUGUCUCUCAAAAUUGUGUAGUAAUUUAUUCAAAGACCACAUGUCCAUAUUGCAAAAUGGCCAAAGAUGCGUUUAACAGCAUAAACGUGAGCUAUAAGAGCAUUGAGCUGGAUGAAAUAGAUGGACGGCAGCUUCAAGAAGCACUUCACCAACUGACCGGGGCUAGAACAGUGCCAAGAGUGUUCGUAAAUGGAGCUUGUAUUGGAGGUGGCACUGAAACCCAUAAAUUAAACCAAGAAGGAAAAUUACUUCAACUAGUUCAACAGUGUAACAUCACAGUCAAUGGGAGCUGACGUCAACCUUCCUGGACCUUGAAUCGUUGAACAGAAUUCUUUGGCACGCGUGUUUCAUUUAUUCUUUUGAUUUUAGUCCAGACCUAUUGGUCACUAGUAUAUAGAAUGUUCUUCAACCUAUGGAAUUGUAUAAUUGUCAUUCACAGAUAACGUUUGUUCCAGGAACCGUUUUGAGUUCUAUGGGCAGAAUUUUGCAAAUAAUGGCCAAUGCAUGUUCCAGAAAAUUAUCUAAUAUUUAACUACAUUAUUCAGCUACUUUUUGGGAGACUGUGUCAGAUCCAAGGACUUGUUCAGAUGAGUGAUGUCCGACGAGCAAUCCGUCUUUUGGUUGCUAAAAAUGAACAAUUUUAAAUGGACUGCUCACGGAUCCUUGUGCUGUCCUUUUUUUUUUGCAGAAUUAUUCACUUGAAUGGGCAAAUCUUGUUUAAAACAUUGAACAUUAAUUCUCUAAAUAAGCCCUUGAAGUUGUGCAUUUAUCUGCAGACCAACUAGGUUUAAUCUCUAGUUGUAAGAUCACACUAGCAUUGUGAGAUCCGGCAUUGCCGGAAACCACAGCGUCCCUGUCUGGCCCCAAUAAACUAUAAUGGGGAAUGGCGAAGCGGUUUCCGUCCGGCCGAUUCUCGGCAUAUGGUUUAGUGGGGCUGGAAGGGAAUGCUGUGGCUAGUGGCAAUGCUGGAUUCAGAGAACAGCCUGCUGGAUCUGACAACGCUAGUUUGAAACUAGCCUAAGCUGAAAUUAGUUUCUGCAAAGACAGUACAGUUUUUGUGCCAUAAACAUUAAUAUGCAGUUUACAGCCCCCUGAGAAAGGACACAUCUCCUGUGCUGCUAGUUGAAGAAAAUCUAGUAGAGAAAUGAAUGGGGGAGAUUUCGGUGUACAGGGCUGGUUCUAGCUUUGUUAGAAAGAGAUAGUUAUGUGCUUUAUGUCUGAUUCUCUUUUUUUACAUCAAUCAAGACAUAAGCCCUCUUAACAGGAACCUGUCACACUGAACAUAGUGUUUGAGCUGCAGGCAGUCUGUUAUAGAGCAGGAGGAGCUGAGCAGGUCGGGAGGAGUCAGCCUUCCAUCUAUGAUAGUACAUAUAGAGAUAGCUGUCACUGAUAGGACCGCCUCCUUGACUACUAAGCCCAG